AUGGAGGAUAAAAAGAAGACGAGUUUCACGUUUGAGAUAAAUAACUUCUCUGAGAAGGAAGCUAAGAUAUCAUCACCAAAAUUCUCAAGCGGCGGCUGCGAAUGGGUUGUUAAGGUUUAUCCCAAAGGAAAAUAUAUUGAAGAUCACUUGUCACUGUACCUCUGUGUUGCUAAUCCUGAAUCAUUGAGACUCGGAUGGAAAAGACGAGCUAUUUAUUCCCUCGUUUUGUUGAAUCAAUCAGGCAAAGAGCUCUUCAGAACAGAUGAUUCGGUGUGCCACUUGUUCUGCGCUCAGUUCCCAUCAUGGGGUAGGAAAAAAGCCGUGCCUCUUAAAAAGCUACAAGAAAAAGGGUUUCUAGAGAAUAACAAACUGAGAGUUAAAGUGGAAGUUAGAGUAGUUGAAGUUGUUGAUGAAGGAGUUGUCACUGGGAAUGAGAUGUUAGAGGUCAGGGGUUUCAAAGUGCUUUAUUCUCAGGUGGUUUCUGUGAAUAGGCUUUUCACUCAACACCCGGACAUUGCAGUGAAUUUCAGACCUAAAAACCAAUUGGUGAAGACAACAUACAUGAACGUCCUUCUCGGUCUCAUAGAGACAGUGGACAGACCUCCACAUAGCAUCACCGACAGUGAGCUUAGCAACGUUCAGAGUGAGUUAUUCGAUCUAACAGAAGCAGCGGGCUUCAAGCUAGACUGGUUAAAGAAAAAGCUUAAUGAGAUUUCCUUGGAGAGGAAGAAAGCAAAUGCUGAUCGUACCCGUGUGCAAGAACUCGAGAAACACAUCAAGAAAGUUGAAGCUGGCCUGAAAAGGGAGAAGACCAAAUCUUCUACUUCUGCUGCUAAAGUUCUGUCGUUGGAGCAGACGGUGUCGGAACUUAAAGAUGAGCUGAACAAGGAGAAGAGCAAAGUGUUGUGUUAG
This is a messenger RNA of Microthlaspi erraticum, 912 nucleotides long. The record is from the annotation of a GenBank genome assembly. NCBI's taxonomy places the organism in Eukaryota, Viridiplantae, Streptophyta, Magnoliopsida, Brassicales, Brassicaceae.